Molecule: messenger RNA, 1258 nt
Organism: Mandrillus leucophaeus (drill)
Lineage: Eukaryota; Metazoa; Chordata; Mammalia; Primates; Cercopithecidae
Gene: TFPT
Product: TCF3 (E2A) fusion partner (in childhood Leukemia)
Exons: 5
Coding region: 397-1227 (276 amino acids)
Biological process (GO): positive regulation of apoptotic process; apoptotic process; apoptotic signaling pathway
Cellular component (GO): Ino80 complex
Molecular function (GO): DNA binding
Source: RefSeq, a predicted model, not a curated record
UUAGCACCUGGCACUUGGCGGAGAGAGGCGGUAAGCAGCGAGAAGGAAAGGGGCUAAUCGAACUCACGGCCCGCUGUGGACCAAUCCUGCUAAGCGGAGAAUUGCUGUGGCUAGAUGACGGGGCGUCGAGACAAGAAGAAAGACGUUGGCAACUCAGAGGACUGGUUGCGACGUUAGACAAGAAAGCAAGGCCUUUAAGCAGGGAUUCGGGUUGGACGUCGGGGUGGGCCAAAGCGAAGCCGGAAACAGGAAACUACAACUCCCACAAGGCCUAGGGCCACGUCCCGCCGGCCUCGGCCCCUGAGCCUGAUGGGACAAGUAGUUUUGCGAACGGCUUAAUCUAGAGAUUUAAGAGGUUGGAAGCUAAGAGGCCCGGGGCUUCCGAAGGUCGCGGAGAUGGAAUUGGAGCAGAGAGAAGGGACCAUGGCAGCCGUGGGCUUUGAGGAGUUCUCAGCGCCGCCGGGCUCGGAGUUGGCGCUGCCUCCCCUGUUUGGGGGCCACAUCCUGGAGAGCGAGCUGGAGACGGAAGUGGAGUUUGUGUCAGGGGGUCUGGGGGGCUCAGGGCUCCGGGAGCGAGAUGAAGAGGAAGAGGCAGCCCGGGGUCGGCGGCGGCGCCAGCGGGAAUUAAAUCGCAGAAAGUACCAGGCACUAGGUCGGCGCUGCCGGGAGAUCGAGCAGGUGAACGAGCGGGUCCUGAACAGGCUCCAUCAGGUGCAGAGGAUAACUCGGAGGCUGCAGCAGGAGCGGAGGUUCCUCAUGAGAGUGCUGGACUCCUAUGGGGAUGACUACCGGGCCAGCCAGUUCACCAUUGUGCUAGAGGAUGAGGGCAGCCAGGGCACGGAUGCUCCCACCCCAGGCAAUGCUGAGAAUGAGCCUCCAGAGAAAGAGGCACUGUCCCCGCCCAGAAGGACUCCUGCACCCCCAGAACCUGGCAGCCCAGCGCCCGGCGAGGGGCCCAGUGGACGGAAGAGGCGGCGAGUGCCGCGGGAUGGACGCCGAGCGGGAACUGUGCUGACUCCAGAGCUGGCUUCGGUGCAGGUGAGGAAGUGGGGGGACUCAAGGGGAGGGGCCGGGGCCCCAGAGCUGGCUCCGAUGCAGGUGAGGAGCGGGGGGACUCAAGGGGAGGGGCUAGGGCCAGGGCUGGGCCGAGUCAGGUUCAGGGCUCUUGCGUUUUGGUUCUGCACCCUGAGGGGCCCAGGGCUGGGGAAAGUGGAAGAAAGGAGGUAACCAGGAUGUGUUGGAGGCCUAGGAUGAGGCA